AUCUAGGAUGUCCACUAUGGAAAAAGAAGAGGUCCUGGCGGCCUGGUGUUUGGUGUCUUGCUGCAUGUUGAUGAAGUCUCGUACUUCCACACCGUCAGCUGAGGUUACAGUGGUGGAGCAGUGAGGGGGCAGCGUCCUUUUCGCGUUCGAUCGCGAGAUUUCCCCCGAGAUUCCGUUUCAAACAUGGCUUCCGAGACAGAGGCGGGCGGUGUGUCUGUGGCGGAGGGAGAAACAGGGGAAGGAGAUGCACCAUUUGGUGACCUAACAUCGAACAUAGAAACGGAAUCAGCCAACAGCAAGGAGACUAUGGAUGCGGCUGGCGAGGGCCCAGAGACUGCAGACACUCAGACGGGCUCAGGAGAUGAGGAGAGUGGCCGGCAGCUGGGUGAGGUGGAGCUGCAGUGUGCAUUGUGCAUGAAGUGGUUCACUGCUGACACCUUCGGCAUUGACACUGCAACCUGCCUUCCGUUCAUGACCAAUUAUGUGUUCCACUGCAACGUAUGUCAUCACAGUGGAAAUACGUACUUCUUGAGGAAACAAGCAAACUUGAAGGAGAUGUGCCUCACAGCUUUGGCUAAUCUGACAUGGAGGUCAAGGACUCAAGAGGAGCACCCAAAGACCAUGUUUUCGAAAGAUAAGGACAUCAUACCAUUCAUUGAUAAAUACUGGGAGUGCAUGACAACUCGCCAGAGACCAGGAAAGCUAACGUGGCCAAACAACAUAGUGAAGACGAUGAGUAAAGAACGUGAUGUGUUCCUUGUGAAGGAACAUCCUGACCCUGGCAGUAAAGAUCCUGAGGAGGAAUAUCCCAAGUUUGGUCUCCUUGAUCAGGACUUGGGCAACAUUGGACCCUCGUAUGACAACCAAAAGCAAACUACUACUGUCACAGCUGCUGGCAAUCUUAAUGGUGGAUCAUCAUUUUCAGGUGGGCUUCCACCUCCUGGCACAGGAAAAGGCAGGGGGGCCAAACGCAAGCAGCAACAGCAACAAGACGGAGCCACUGCGGGAACAGCCAAGAGGACCCGCAGUGACCCUUUGUUUUCGGCCCAGCGGUUGCCUCCUCAUGGCUACCCUCUUGAGCACCCCUUCAACAAAGACGGUUAUCGCUACAUCCUGGCUGAACCGGACCCCCAUGCGCCUGAUCCAGAGAAGCUGGAGUUGGAUUGUUGGGCAGGGAAGCCCAUCCCUGGAGACUUGUACAGGGCAUGUCUUUAUGAGAGAGUGCUGCUAGCUCUGCAUGACCGAGCACCCCAGCUGAAGAUCUCUGACGACCGCCUUACUGUGACCGGAGAGAAGGGCUACUCGAUGGUGCGAGCUUCUCAUGGAGUUCGAAAGGGUGCCUGGUAUUUUGAGGUGUCCAUAGACGACAUGCCCCCUGACACUGCAGCCCGACUCGGCUGGUCCCAGCCUUUAGGUAAUCUUCAGGCUCCGUUGGGCUAUGAUAAGUUCAGCUACUCGUGGCGCAGCAAGAAGGGCACCCGUUUCCAUCAGUCUAUUGGAAAGCACUACUCUGAUGGCUACGGCCAAGGAGACAUCCUGGGCUUCUUCAUUGAGCUACCAGACGAUACAGAGAUUGCAAAGGCCUUGCCAGAUACAUACAAGGAUAAAGCACUGAUCAAAUUCAAAAGCUACCUCUACUUUGAAGAGAAGGAUUAUGUGGACAAGGCAGAGAAGAGCCUAAAGGCAGUUAGUAGUAGUCGAAUGAUUUUUUACAAGAAUGGAGUGAGCCAGGGCAUGGCUUUUGACAACCUGUUUGAGGGCAUGUAUUUCCCUGCCAUAUCCCUUUACAAAAGCUGCACGGUGUCUGUUAAUUUUGGACCACAUUUCAAGUACCCUCCAAAGGAUGUCAAGUAUCAACCAAUGAGUGAUAUGGGCUGGGGUGCGGUGAUUGAGCACACUCUGGCAGACAUACUCUACCACGUGGAGACGGAGGUGGAUGGCCGGCGCAGUCCUCCGUGGGAAGGUUAAAUGCUGCUCUCAUACAGUCUUCAAACACAUAGUGUGAUGCCAAACCCCAUGUCCAGGAGCUGGUACCCCCACAGCGCACAGCUUCUUUGUACAACACAUGGACCUGGGUCACUAUUUCACUUUCAUUGAUGUAACUCAAUCUGGUUGUUGUUUGUGCAGUCCUCAUAGACGAGUAAAACUAAGGUUUGAAGAAUUUU
Molecule: messenger RNA, 2165 nt
Organism: Pygocentrus nattereri (red-bellied piranha)
Lineage: Eukaryota; Metazoa; Chordata; Actinopteri; Characiformes; Serrasalmidae
Gene: ash2l
Product: ash2 like, histone lysine methyltransferase complex subunit
Exons: 18
Coding region: 184-1968 (594 amino acids)
Cellular component (GO): Set1C/COMPASS complex
Molecular function (GO): transcription cis-regulatory region binding; protein binding
Source: RefSeq, a predicted model, not a curated record